GCUUUCCGAUCCGAGGUCGGCUAUGGACUCUACCUAAUUCACUUCCAACUUACUAAGGUGAGCCAGAAGCAUGGGGUUAUCAACACUCCCUCCCUUCUUCUCUGCAACACAACGCCAAGUGUCCAUGAUAUUUUGGACGCAAACUCCAAACUCCAAAUACCAUCAUUAGCUCGAUAAGCAAAUCGUGGCAGUUCCCUAAAACAUGCUCGCAUGAGCGGAAGAAUGAAAAUGAACCACCGGCUUGACAAUCCACAUUACAUAGCAGUAGUGGCAUUCUCCGGGUGAAGAGAUACCAGUCCGACCAAGUUCCCCUCAGGGUCAACAAACUCCCCAAUAUCCAUGAUGCAUUGUCGAACGCCGUAUCGCAGCUGCUUGAUCUCGCCGUAGUUAUUUUCGACCAACGUCUCGGCAACACUCAGAUCAGCCACUCGGAUGUGGCAUGCUGGUGUUACACCGCGUGCCAUGGCUAUCUGUCGCUUGUAUUCGAGCUGAGCGCGGCUGUCUCCUGUGUCUCUCACUUGCAUCAAGGCUCCUGUGAUGCGAGAUCCUCCGCUCUGGCUUGAGUUGAAGAAGUUCAUGGGCUGCACGUCAAAGUGUGAAGAUCCCCAUUGCCUCAUAUAUGGGUCAUCAGACUGUUGGGCGUUCACGUCCCCAAAGAACUUCCAGCCGAAGCAACGCGAGUAAAAGCUUACCGCUCUGUCUAAGUCGAAGCAGUACAGGAGGAGAAAGUCGGGAGUUCCUCCCAUGCAAGACAUAUCUGGUCUCUCGCUUCCACACGUUUCGGUCUGAGGCAGCGAAGAAGGCAGCAAGUCGUUGUCGUUUGCAAUUCUUGGAGAAGCAGAGGUUUCGAGGGACAUGUUCUUGGCGGCAUUUAUGGGCAGCGAGAACGUUGAAGCAAAGGCUGGCGGCGUGGGCAUCUCGGCUAUGGGUGUGCUGAGAGCAUCAUAGCCUAGUGAGGGUACCGGCGAUGGUGUUCUUCGAUCUGUGUCAAGGUCCAUGGCUGAUGAGGAAAGCGUGAGAGAUGGUCUUGAUUUUGUGUAUGACUCCAUUUUGACAAGUGGAUGUAUUUUUGAAUUCCACUGGCUCGCUGAAAUUUCUUCGACAGAAGCGUCAAGUGACCCAGGCAAGGUUCAGUAUUAUGAUGGAAAGCGUGACGCGCCGCGAGGCAAUAGUCUAACAAAAGGAGAAAUACCCGUCGUGACUUAGAGACGAGGCCCAGUGGACAAGAAACCACAGCUAUCUAAGUUAUUCAACAAUCAGAUAUAUGGUUUGCAUGAGCAAGCCAUAACCUGAUGGACAGGGUUACCUUGUUCUUAUAGCCACCUCUUGAUGAACAAGAGGCAAUUUCCGAGAACUCCAACGCAAACUCUCCUUACAUGCUGCGUGCCUUCAACUGCAUAAAACACCACAAAAGCAAUGAUUCGAGACUGGAAGCACGGAACUUGGCGUGGGUGCCAUCUGGGGCUUGCCAGGCCAACUCAGGCUAAGUGGUAUGGAGGUUAAGGCAAGGAGAAGGCAAGACACUCAAACACAACAAAACAAACACACGACAGUGUUACGUCAAAGACCAAUCGUCUAGGUCUAAAAGGCUAAAGACGUCAAGGGCGGAAGAAACCUGCAGCGACUAGGUCGCUUUGGCAAGUAGGGGUUCUCAUUCUGGAAGGCUAAUGCAUAGACGAGCAGAGCUACUGUAGGAGCUGCAUUGUUGGCGUCUUGAUUUGGCUGGAGUCAAUCACCAUAAACAUAAACAAGCGUGUGUCUCGAGCUGAGCUGAAGUUGUGGUUGAUUUUCAGGGCCUUGACUUCAUUUGAUCAAUGUAGCGUUUAUACUGGAAUGGUAAACAACCCGAAAUCCCACGCCUUCGCGGGUCAUGUCAUCAAACAGUUGUCUCAGAAGAGUGCGUUUCUUAAUUUGCAAACAUAGUUGAGAGUGGUUAACCAACCUGAAUCCUCACAUGUCUCAGUUUCGAACUGAUGGCUUGACGAUCACCGAUCGUGAAGGUGAAGGAUUGGGGGUACCAAAGAAAAGGGUGAGAGAGUUGGCUGGUAUCAGGUAUCAGAGUGGACUAGCCUGAGCGUUCUGCAAGGCGUGCUCUAUUUGGCGGGUAUAAUUAAGCAAGGAGUUGUUUUGAGUGUGAUCGCCUGAACGGUUGGAAAUGUGCUUUACAAUAGUAGCUGCAUAAUUUAUGUGCAGGGAAGAUAUGGUGUGAGUUUCUCAAAAGGAGAAUACGCGACGAUCGAGCCGGAGGAAAGGAGAGGAACGUUUGUGAGAAGAGGACAGUGGAUGAUUGUAUUGACCCAAAUCAAAUGAUGCUCGGAUCCGAUUGAGACUGGUUAGACGUGGAAGUACGUACCGUUUCCGAUAAGCUUCUUAUCGCCCCGCAGAUCCUGGCUUCAGAAAAAAAAUUACAGCAUGAGCGCGGACCAAAGUCAAUAGUGGCAGCUUCAACACCAAGGAACCUCCAAAUUGUCGAUAAUCGCCUUCCACCAUCUGGCGCAUAAUUAAAUCGUCAUGGAGUCCAGUUCAAAGCGUCGGAAGCUAGACCACUCUGGAUCUGGUCUGAGACACGAUGCUCUCAUUGAUUUUGAGGCUCGCAGCUCUGCCAGAGUCUCAACCGCUAGCACUUUUGUCCUCCAAACAGACGAGCUACUCAAGGAGGCGAAACUUGACUAUGGGAAGGCAUUGAAUCAUGUUGAUGCAAACCUUCAUCGACUGAAGGAAGCUAUUGACACUGCGACUCCCCACGGACCCGAACCUAUCACCGAAGUCACGAGCCGCUUUGAGAAGAAGCAUCGCAUCGUCAUUCCUUACCCCGAUCCGAAGCCUGCUAAAGAUGCUCCCUACAAGCUUUCCUUUGAGAAACCAGGUUCAUAUAAUGUCGUGGGAAGCUAUGUCGCCAAGACUAUGGUCAAGUCCCAGGCGCAAUUUGGCAUCGAUAUGGUAGUUCAGAUGCCGAAGACUAUGUUCCAAGAGAAGGACUUUACAAGUAUGCGAUAUUUUUACCGCCGAGCAUACUACAUCGCCUACAUCGCCGCCAACGUCAAGAAAGAGUUGGGAGACUCGAUGGAUAUCGGCUUUGAAUACCUGAACGAGAACCCGCUUCUGCCUGUACUUGCACUUCGACCCAAGGCCGAGGAGGAGGAGACCGAUGCCAAGGAGAUCAAUGGGAAGGCUUCCAAGAAGAAGGGGAAGGUUGUGAAAUCCCCGUAUACUAUUCGACUCAUCCCUUGCGCUCCUGAUGGCCUUUUCCCCAAGUCGAAGCUACUUCCUAGCUCUAACAACAACCGAAGUGGAGAGUCCGACGACAAAAAGACCCAGGCUAGAACUCCUUUCUAUAACUCUACUUUGAAAGCUGAGGAGACGUUCAUCUCUUACCUGCGUGUUCUUACACACGCCAAAAACGAGUGCCCCGCCCUGACUGAUGCCUGUGUAUUGGGAAGAAUCUGGCUGCAGCAGAGGGGUUUCGGAAGUUCCAUCUCGCAAGGCGGAUUUGGUCAUUUUGAGUGGUCUGUCAUGAUUGCUCUCUUGCUUCAGAUGGGUGGACGGAAUGGGCAGGCAGCGCUUUCAAACUCUCUUAGCAGCACUGAACUUUUCAAGGCUGCUGUUCAGUUCCUUUCGGCCACUGAUUUCAACAAGAAGCCUUUCGUUUUUGGAUCCUCGAAGAUAAGUGCCGACUCUGUCCGAGAAGCUGGCCCUGUCAUGUAUGACCCAAUUCGAGAACUCAAUGUACUGUCAAAGAUGAGUCCCUGGUCUGCGAGUCUACUUCAAAUGCACGCCAAGUCCACCACCGACCUCCUCGCUGACGAAGCUGCCGACAAGUUCGACCCGACAUUCAUUGUCAAGUCUGAUGCUCCUCUCCAGACAUUCGAUGCUAUCUUUGAGAUUAAGAGCAAGGAUAUUGCUAAGUCCAAUAGCUCUACUGACUGCAGAGGACCUGCAUGGGACUUUAGCCUAGAAGCACACAAGGUACUCACGAAGGCCUACGGCACUCGUGCUCAUCUCGUGCAUUUCCAACUGCCUACCAGAGCUGGGUGGUCGUUGGGCUCCGCGCCAACUUCAAGUUCUGGUAGGCUUCAAUUUGGUGUCAUGUUCGAAUUCGCCCAGAUGUCCAGACAGAUGGAGCAUGGUCCCGCAGCAGAAGAACAAAAAGAAGCUGCCAAAUUCCGACAAUUUUGGGGCGAGAAGGCCGAGCUGCGUCGUUUCAAGGAUGGCAGUAUCCUUGAAUGCGUUGAGUGGUCAAGCAAAGUUCCGUUCCAGAUCUGCGAGGAAAUCGCAGCGCACACCUUGAAACGACACUUGAAGGUUGCCAGCGAAGAUAUUAUUGCUUUUGGGGCUGGCUUCUCCAACAUUGUCACCUUCUCUCAUAUGGAUAAGGAGGCUUUCGAUACUGCCCGAAGAGCGUUCCAGACCCUCGAAUACGAUAUUCGAAACCUUGAAGAACUGCCACUGCAAAUUAGACAGCUUUCGCCGGUUUCACCAGCCGCUAGAUAUGCUUCAGUUGAUGCUCCAAGCCCUGGCUUCCACACAGGUACUAUUGAGCCUAUAGAUGUGAACCUCUAUUUCGAGGCAUCGAAUCGAUGGCCCGAGAAUCUAGUGGCCAUUCAAGAGACCAAGAUUGAGUUUUUGCUGGACUUCGACAGGCGUCUCACGGCGGCGAAAGAAAACAUUACAACCUAUCUUGGCCGAGAUAACAAGGAGAUUGGUAUCGAGAAUCUGGCAUAUCUCGACAUUAUCUACGAAUCUGGUGCGGCAUUCAGGUUGAGAAUCCAUGCAGACUUGGAAGAUACCCUCCUUGAGCGCCAAAUCAAGAACAAAACGCUUGAUGCUCACAUUCGAGAGGAGUCGGAAGCGGUCCUUGCUAGGACCAACUGGUUCUUUGCUACCCUACCAAUUCAUACACAGACUAUCUCAACUUUUUGCACACGCCUUCAUCCUCUAUCACAGACUAUCCGCUUGGUAAAGCACUGGUUCAACUCUCACAAGCUUUCAAGCCACAUCAGUGAGGAGCUUAUUGAGCUCUUCGUUCUGCACGUGUUCUUACAACCAUACCCAUGGAGAGCCCCCACGAGUGCCUCAACAGGUUUCUUACGCACCCUGACAUUCCUGUCGCGCUGGGAUUGGCGUGAUGAGCCUCUGAUCGUCGACUCUGCAGAGGAGCUGACUGAUGAUGAUCGCCAUAACAUUCGCAAAGAGCUUGAGUCUCGGCGCAAGAAGGAUCCCAACAUGAACCACACAGUCAUGUUUGUUGCCACCUCUAAUGACACUUCUGGCCUCGCUUAUACCCGCAAUGGACCUUCUAAGCUCAUCGCCUCACGUAUGACCCGACUGGCUAAGGCCGCAUGCAAACUUGUGAAGGACAGCGGAUACCGUAUUGAUGCUACUGAGCUAUUUGAAACUUCUCUCGAAGACUACGAUGUUCUUUUACAUCUUUCUCGAAAAGCUAUUCGCUCAAUACUUCGAGAGGCUGCUUCUGACCCCUCAGCCCGCCGUCACUCCCAGUUCAAGAACCUUGAUGAUCGCACAGGUCGCGCACCACUCCCCAUCCGUGCUCAUCCUGUCGACGUAUUGAUGGAGGAGCUACAGCGUGUAUACGACGAUUCACUUGUGUUCUUCCGGGGAACCAACAACAGCGACGAGGACGAUGCUGUGAUAGGGGCUAUCUGGAACCCAAAGCUUCAGCAGCAGAAGUUCCGAGCUGGUCUACCUUAUAAUUUCCACAAGGUAACCGACGAGGAUGGAGAUGUAGUCGUGGUGAACCGUAAGGCAGUGUUGUCAGAGAUUGCUAGGAUUGGUGGCGAUAUGAUUAGAAAGAUUGAGGAAGUCGAGUAAAGCUGACGCAUCGUUCAAGAGGUGCAGACAUAUUGGAGAAUACCCAUGCAUAUAGAUCGAGAUAUAGACUCAGGCUCUAUCUUGAGAAAUGUUUUUAAAAAGUACAUUUUUACGUCAGGCGUCGAACUUUACUUCACAUUUUGAGGUGGCCCUAUCGUUACGGAGCAAAUGGAAUCUGAUUGAUAGAUUAUAAGAUCGUUGUCUAUGAUUGAAUCUUUUUGGUG
This is a messenger RNA of Fusarium odoratissimum NRRL 54006, 6053 nucleotides long. RefSeq lists its product as uncharacterized. The record is from RefSeq and is a predicted model, not a curated record. The transcript has 3 exons. Lineage: Eukaryota; Fungi; Ascomycota; Sordariomycetes; Hypocreales; Nectriaceae. Gene Ontology annotation, biological process: rRNA processing; tRNA export from nucleus. The coding region runs from base 2512 to 5829 and encodes 1105 amino acids. Gene Ontology annotation, cellular component: small-subunit processome; CURI complex; UTP-C complex.